AUCGCACGUGCAAUGCGCAUGCGGUUUCUGAAUCAGUCGCCCAAGGAAUAGGGGUAGUAAGCAAACCCUCGUUUUCCAGAUUGCCAUCGCUCCUCCUCCAUUUUCAUCCAUUUGCGAUACUUCCCUCUGCAGCUUCUGUUUACCGUGUAGUGGAAUGGCGAUGAACAACGGCCUCAGAUCAUGCGCUUCCAAGCUACUAAAUGCUUCCCCAUCGAUUGUUUCCAAAUCAGCGAACAGGGGGAUUCACUCAACUAGCGUGAAGCAAAUGGGAGGACAUGGUCACGACGAACCGUACUACCUUCACGCAAAGCACAUGUACAACUUGGACAGGAUGAAGUACCAGAAACUAACAAUGUCUCUUGCCGUCCUUACUGCCUUCAGCAUUGGUGUCGGUGUACCCAUUUUUGCAGUCGUCUUUCAGCAGAAGAAGACUGCUUCUGGGUAAUAUCUCUUUUGAAAUUAAAUAAUCUUUUGCCAUAAUAAACGAGUUUUCUUAAGUGCUUUUUGUAGACUAUAAAAAGCCAUUAUGCUAUUGUUUCAAGAAAAUUGAUCACUUCUUUUAAGCUUUCAAUUCGACACCGUGCUGUGUUUAUUUGCUCUUUAUGUCUGGAAAAUAGUAGUUUGGUUUGUUCUCAUUGUUUGUCAAUAAUCAGAUUUCUUGGAUACUUUUAUUCUAUUACAUAUGCACGUUAUCGAUGAACAUUGU
This is a messenger RNA of Erythranthe guttata (spotted monkey flower), 706 nucleotides long. Its product is annotated as TonB-dependent heme receptor A. NCBI's taxonomy places the organism in Eukaryota, Viridiplantae, Streptophyta, Magnoliopsida, Lamiales, Phrymaceae. The record is from RefSeq and is a predicted model, not a curated record.